AUGCAACGGUUUCCACUUUUUAAAAUAUACUCUCGACCUUCCGCUGACAAGAAGAAAGGACAACUGUUGCACUCGGGAUCAAAGUCAGCUGUGGUCACGGCUGGGUCUUAUAUGAUGCCGGGACCAAUCCCAGAUCCUCGGAUGACAGCCGGCUCAUUGCCCAGCCUGGGUCCCCUGGCAGGGAUCCCCUACACCACACUGACUGACCAGCUCAAAUACGCCAACCUCCGGGAACUGGGGGCCAUGCUUUCUCCACUGCACUUCCUGGGCAAGCUAGGGAAGAGGCCCCUAACCAUCAAAACAGAGAUUGAUGAGGAAGAAGACAGGAGGAAACGAAGGAGAGAGAAAAACAAAGUAGCAGCAGCACGCUGUAGAAACAAAAAAAAGGAGAGGACAGACUAUCUACAAAGGGAAUCGGAGAGACUAGAGGUGAUGAACUUUGAACUCAAAGCUCAGGUUGAGGAGCUGAAGCAUGAGCGGCAGCAGCUGAUCAUCAUGUUGAAUCACCACCGCCCAACGUGCAUAGUCAGGACGGACAGCGUCAAGACCCCUGAGAGUGAAGCCAACCCCCUGCUGGAGCAACUGGAGGGCUAG
This is a messenger RNA of Salvelinus namaycush (lake trout), 594 nucleotides long. Its product is annotated as jun dimerization protein 2-like. The record is from RefSeq and is a predicted model, not a curated record. Gene Ontology annotation, biological process: regulation of transcription by RNA polymerase II. The transcript has 4 exons. Gene Ontology annotation, cellular component: nucleus. Bases 1 to 594 code for a protein of 197 amino acids. Lineage: Eukaryota; Metazoa; Chordata; Actinopteri; Salmoniformes; Salmonidae. Gene Ontology annotation, molecular function: DNA-binding transcription factor activity, RNA polymerase II-specific; RNA polymerase II cis-regulatory region sequence-specific DNA binding.